Messenger RNA from Aspergillus aculeatus ATCC 16872, 654 nucleotides. Its product is annotated as PaaI family thioesterase. The record is from RefSeq and is a predicted model, not a curated record. NCBI's taxonomy places the organism in Eukaryota, Fungi, Ascomycota, Eurotiomycetes, Eurotiales, Aspergillaceae. The transcript has a single exon. Gene Ontology annotation, molecular function: fatty acyl-CoA hydrolase activity. Bases 23 to 481 code for a protein of 152 amino acids.
AACAAAGACAACCACUCCCAAAAUGACGCCCGACGAAACUCUGGCGCACGUGCAAACCGUCAGCGCGACCCAGCGCGCCAACAGCCCCAUCUACGCCCACCUCCUGGCGGACGUGACCAUCACCGCCGCCACCGAGGGCCACCUGCUGGCGACCAUCCGCAUCGCCCAGCCCCACAUCAACUCCAAGGGCGGGCUGCACGGGACCAUGUCCGCGUGCCUGGUCGACUGGGCCGCGGGCAUGGUCAUCGCCACCUACGGCGGCAGCUACACGGGGGUGAGCACGGAUCUGCAUGUCUCGUACGUGGCGUCGGCCCGGGAGGGGGAGACGCUGGAGGUGACCGGGCGGGCGAUGAAGGUCGGCGGGACGAUGGCGUACGUCUCGGUGGAGAUCUGUAAGGUGGUGCCGGAUGAGACGGGUGGGGGGGAGAAGAGGGUGGUGGUGGCCACGGGGUUGCAUACGAAGUUUGUGAAACAGCGGUGAUUGGGGUUGUUGGAUUCGGCGAGUUACGCUAUGCUUUGGGUGGAAGAUGUGCGUGUUGACGCAUGGGGCUCCACUUCUUCUCUGGAUGGACUGUAAGAAAUAUAAAUGAAGAGUGCAAUUCAUAUAAUAUCAUAGUGCUUACGAGAAGAAUCUCCAAUUAUCAAUUCAAAGUC